Cherax quadricarinatus is the source of this 9442-nucleotide messenger RNA. Its product is annotated as lysophospholipase D GDPD1-like. The record is from RefSeq and is a predicted model, not a curated record. Gene Ontology annotation, biological process: glycerophospholipid catabolic process. Lineage: Eukaryota; Metazoa; Arthropoda; Malacostraca; Decapoda; Parastacidae. Gene Ontology annotation, cellular component: endoplasmic reticulum membrane. Gene Ontology annotation, molecular function: phosphoric diester hydrolase activity; phosphatidylcholine lysophospholipase A1 activity.
AUGGUUAUAGAAAUGAUAAUUGCGGCUAUUGGGGGGGGUGCUAUGUGGUGUCCUUUUUUAUACUUUUUUAAGUUCCCCAUGUUGUUACAAAAGAAGAAAAAUGGAAAGUUCGUGUGUCGUCUUUUAAGUCACCGGGGAGGUGCUGGAGAAAAUUAUGAAAAUACAAUAUCAGCAUUCAGGCACGCAGUUGUUGUGGGAACAGACAUGCUUGAACUUGACUGUCAACUUACUAGAGAUGGUCAUGUAGUGGUCUCACAUGACUCUGUUCUAGAUAUUCGCACAGAGCUCAAAGGAGCAAUAUCAGAAUACAAUUAUGCUGAGCUUCCUCCAAUCAAAGAGCAGAUCCCCAUAGACUUCAUGCCUGGCGUAACAUUCAGUAGUAACAGUGAAGAUCGAAGAUUUCCUCUCUUGGAGGAAACCUUUCAGCACUUCCCAAAUACACCCAUUAAUAUAGACAUCAAAAUUGACAGCAAUGAACUUAUAUCAAAAGUAAGCGAAUUAGUGAAGAAAUAUCAACGUGAACACAUAACAGUUUGGGGAAAUAUGAAGGACGUAGUAACCCAAAAAUGCUACAAGGAGAACCCCAAUGUGUGCCUGCUCUUCAGUGCUCGACGAGUGUGCUUCAUGUUGUUGCAGCUCUACACUGGCAUCUUGCCAUUUAUGCCACUCAAGGAGACCCACUUGGAAAUAUUUAUGCCAGUCCAUAUGGUAAAGAUAUAUGCAAGUCACUUUAAAUGUAAAUGGUGGCACAAUGUGAUAGCCAAGAUUGCCAACAUGCUGCUCAUCAGACGCUCGUUAUUUGAACACCUCUCUAAACGAGGGGUCCAGACUUAUCUUUGGGUGAUGAACACAGAAGAAGAUUUUCGCAAGGCCUUCGAAACUGGAGCCACUGGUGUUAUGACAGACUAUCCCACCAAACUGAAAGCAUUCCUGGAGCAAAACCCACAGUAUUGUAAUGAUCAAAAACUAAGCUAAAUGUAGCUGUAGUCAAAUUAUAACAUAAAUAGCUGACCACCUAAGGGUUUUAGGGUUUAAUGAAAAAAAAAAUUCCUUGUGAUGCAUUAAGUUAUAAGGGGAACUGACGGGUAUGGGCAGUAUGGUUCAUAUCAUUUAUCCACUCUAAUCAUCCCUGUAAUAUACAGUAAUUUAAAUUCUUCAAAAGACUCAAACUUUUUUUUAUUUGGUUCCUUGCUCCUAAUUACUGGGUGCUUACAUUAUUUAAAUUAAAACAGAAAAUCAGCCUAGAUGAUUCUUAUGAAAUUUUUAAGCAGAAAAAAAUAUUUGAUUAAAUAAAAUACCACAGAUGGGUUUUUAUGCAAUACUGUAUAUAUGAACACAUUUUAGGAGCACCCACUCGGAGCAGUGAAUCGGUGUACAGACUUGUAUUCAGAUUAUUAUAGAGAGAUUUUUUGCAAAUUUAGAUUUGCUAGGUGCAUGUUAGCACUGCUAUAAAUUAUGAAAUAAAAUGCUCAAAUAUGUUACUGAUCUUAGUAAAAAUUUAAGUUGAGAAAAGGGACUUCAUUAAAAAAUACUGGUCUAAUUGAUUUAUCAGCAGAGUGGCUUUUAGGUUCAACACUUAUUAAUAUGUAAAUUGAAGAAGAGAAAUCUGUCUUUUAUUUUUAUAUAUUGUAAAUAUGUAUUGUGUUACAUUCACAUAAGAAUUAUAAAAAUCUAUUACCCUGAUAUUUUUCAUUACAGUUUAUGAAUUUUAUUAAAAGCCAGUAUUUAUAUUUAAUCCAUACUAAUACAGAUGAAAUUUCAUCAUUUAUUUUUUGUAGUAAUUUUUCAAAAUUAGUGUAUAUGCUCCAGACUCCAAAUAAUAAAUUUAGGACAUUCUAAUAUUUGAAAGUAAAUCAUGAGCCACAUUUAGUUUUUGCUUUUGAGAGUAGAAAUGCUAUAAUCUGUGACUAAGUACGUACACACCUUAAUCUAAAGUAGCUCUUCGAUUCUCUUAGCACGCAACAAAUUUAGAUGAGGUUUUCCUCCUUUUAAUUCAGAAUAUAUUUUAUGCCCAAUUACUAAAUCCUAGUAUUGUAAUUUUUGCAUUCAUUUAAACAAAAAAGAAAUGUUAAUUACAAACAGAAUCAUUGUAUCUCACUAUGGAGAGGAUUUAAGCUCAUGUUGUUGAGAUGCUCUUUAUUCUCAGAUUUUAAAUCAAGCUCUCACUACCAAGUACAGUGUACUCUUUACACUCCAGUGUACACAAAGGUCUUAAAACCAUCUUGCUGUAAAAAGGAUACACACUUAUGGCAAGGAAAUGCUCUCUAGUCUUAAACUCAGUCAAGCUCUCACUCAUAAGUAUACUCAAGCAUAGGUCGAGGUCUUAUGUUUUUUAGGCAAGUAGGUCAAUACACUUUCAUAAUAUUUUUGAAGGGUUGAAAUCCAAACAUGUUUUCUGUAACCUACUGGUCAGGUACAUCAGUAGCAAAACUGUGACCAUAUUCCACUUUGCACACAUACAUAAACUUGAACACACUUGAUAGUAGACUUGCAGUGCUAACCUCCUCUGUCAUUGUGUUAAUAGUACACCAGCUGACCAUUGCAGCAUACACUAACUAUUACUUCAUCAUAUACCAGUGCCCACAGAGAUUGGGUUUCACUUUAUCGGCCAUCUCCCACCAGGUAGGGUGACCCAACAAAGAAGAGAACACUUUCAGUGUCACUUGCCAGAAGGGCAUUGACAUCACAGUUCAGAUGACCAUAUAUUUUAAUUUUGGGUCACCUUUCAUGAAAGAAAACAUUUGAUUGAGAGAUAACAUUUUUUGUAGCACAAAAAAGUGUGCAGAAAUUUUUAAGAGGAAACUGGAUCACUACAGCCACGAAGUGCCUUAUAAGCCAGGCUGUGAUGGAUGUGUGGGCCAGUGGGCCAUCAACUGCAACAAUCUGGAUGAACACGUAACACUGGUCUACAGCAAAAUUGGCUCUAUUGAUAAAGAUAUGGACUCAUCCUUCCUUGAGACAGAGGACAUGGAGGAUGAGGGAACCUUCAAAAGUUGAAAGUCUUCAACUUCACAAGAUCGUGUGUGUGUUCAUAACUUAACAGUAAUGAACAUGGUGAACAUUUCCACCAGGACAUCUCAGUGGAGAAAUACUACCAGGGAAAAUGAAAUCAAUCAUUGUUAGCAGAUACUGCUGGACAAUAACAAGAAAUGCUCCAGAAGCAAAAUAUAUGAAAUAAGCAAAGAAGCAUCUGUUGUAUCAAUACAAGUGAAUUCAUUGUACAGAUAUGUUACUAAUAUAAUGUAUGCAGAAUGCAUAAAUUUCUUUGGAAACUUAAGCCAAUCCAUUGUUAUCAUGGUCAUAUUAAUUUUCAGCACCCCAAAAUCUUAGUGAUAUACCCUUUUUCUCAGAAGCACAAAACCAUUUAAAACUUAUAGACCAGUGUAAUCAACAGUUUCAGGCCAGGCUCUGAGGGUAGAACAACUCUCAAAAAUUAUCACAAGUCAAACAGCACACUUGACCUUAAUACACUAACCCAGUACCAACACUAAAAGUUGGUUUUCACUCCAUUUUAUGAUUUUUCACAUCGGGUGUAAGGGGAUCCACUGCUGUGGUGAAGGGACUCUUGAUCUGAGGUACUGAACUUCCUGUCCCCCCCUUCUUUUAGACUGAAUCUAGAUACCCCCAACCCCUCCCUCCUUGUCAUUUGGCACCAUUGAUCGAUAAAAUUUCCUCGUUUUUGUGAAAUCAGCCUUGUUCUAACUUGGCUUUUGUUGCUGGUGCUGCAGUGGCCUUGUCACUUCACCCAGUUGAAGCAAUUAUAUUAUGACAUGUCAGCUGUCACUCCAGGGAGACAUCAAGAAGUCAUCUGGCAGGGCCUCUGAUAGAAAUAUUACCAGAGGUUUCCUGCAGUUCCAGGAAUGGCAACUGAAGGUUUACAACUCCUGACUUUCAUUCCUGUUUGCCCACCCACGGUUUGUGCUCUGAUCUAAUCCAGCAUUUUUGAUAAGCAAAGCUCAGUUAAUUUGAAAGUGCCAUCCUAGUGUUGUGCACCAGGUAGUGUAAAAGGCACUAUCUAGGGAAUAAUGCCAGAGUCAGUUUCCUAGACCUGACUCCACAGAAGGCCAUAAUUUACCACAGCCUUCAUUUAUAGUUGACUGGGGCACAUUGUCUCAUCAUGCUUGUGUACAAUGGUGUACCUGCAAUGAGUAAAGUAUGCCAAAACUUUGGCACAACAGUCUUAGAACUAUCAUUCACUGCUAUGAUAGAUUUUCCAUGAUCCUGCAGGUGUAGUGGCGCAUAAAUGCCUUAAUUCUUCGAUCCAGUGGUUGUACAAAGGUGUCUUAUUGGGUGGUGAAAAACCUUCACAUUUGAAUUGAAAGGCUGCAAGAUUUCUAGAUAUUAUAGGAAUUAUCAAGUCAGUACCACCUUAAAUGAAAGGUGUUUUGUGGCCAGGUAGAUCUUCAUUGCAGGAAUAAAGUAAUGCUUUAACUAUUCAACAAACAGGACCUCGGUCAUCUAGACUUCCUAGUUAGACAUUCAAAUAAUAGGCAUACUGGUUUUGUCUUGUCCUUUUAAAGCAUGGGGAAUCUGUAAGCAAUAAAUUAGCAGUCAUGCACUUUAAUUACUUGUUGCAUUAGUGGACAGAAUCAAGUUGAACUUACUCUCUGUUGCCAUUAACCCAGGUGCAAAUAUUUCUUGCUUGUUAAUAAGAUCUUGACAGCAUUUUCCUCCAUGCUGAUUUUUUCACACUUUAUAGCCCAAAUUAUCUGGGGCUCUACCACUUAAAUAAUUUUAUGUAGAAAGUUUCCAACAGUUUUAUUAAAAUCAUGUUGGCUGGUUUUGUGUUAUCUAGGAGUUUAUUGUACAUACCUAGUUGAUCAUGUUAGACAAGAAUUUUUGACCUCCAUCAGCUCUCUCUUUCAACACUUUAAAAAGUGGUAUUUUCUUCAAAGUAAAUGACAUCAGCAAAGCUGAAAAACUAUUGCACCUAGAUGCUAAUGGCAGCACUGCAGUUCAGACACACCAACACUCCACCCUCAACCCAUCUCAUGUGACCAUUGAUAAAUCUCCCACGAAAGUAGAGACUUUCACACACUGUGCCCCAAAUAAACCAAAAAAAAAAAUUUUCCUCUCCAAUCACCAGUGGAAACAAAUCUUUCCAGCCAGAGGACAAAGAAGAUAUCCAUGAAGUAGAGCUAAAUUAACAUUCAACUGCCUUGUAUUUCCAACCUCAGUCUGCAUAGCAGGUCAUCAUCUGACAGCAAGAACUGAAGCUAACUCACUUUGCCAGAGUGCUGGUGCUACAGCCACACAACACAAUAUUGUCGAUUACAGAAGCGUGCCUAGUUUAGAGAAGCAGAUAACAAUCCAUCUUAUCUAAACUGCAACAGCACACUUUCCUCAUUUUGAUCAGUGCCCAGUUUUUUCCUCAAAGAUACAACAUUUAAGAAAAAAGCUCAUCAUAUCAAGCCAAGACUGCUAUGCUAGCAAGGUUAACUAUCUCUUACACCAGAGCAAUUGGGCCCCCCUCAACACCCAGGACCAUUCCUACAUAUUUCUUUUAAGAAUGGACUGCCUUGGGGUGAUGCUCCUCAGAACCAUUAACAAGUAUAACAUACAUGAGCUCGACCUAUACUCUAGUAUACAUAUUAAUAGAAGCAAAGAUAUUGAACAAAAACAAUGCUAUUGACACAGUCAUGAUUGUGAUUAAUUGUUGUAAAGACCAAGUUUUUUUUCAGUCAGGAGUGUUAUUUAUUAGUUAUAUUAAUCAUUAUAAUAUUGGAAUACAGUGUAUCUUAGUACGUACUAUUCUUUGGAAUAAAUAUUUGUAAAUGCCAGUAUUAACUGUGAAUGAAAAUUAAUUACAACAGUACACCAGCAAGCUAUCUUUGGUGUGUGUACAUAAAAUUUAACUUCAAAACAUUUUGUUUGGCACUGAUACUGUAUGAAGAAAAGAUGCAGGUGCAGAACAAGCUUUUAUAACAAUGCUUCAUUCUGUAUGGAGCUUAAUCAAGUUAAAGCUCUUUAUAAAGCAAAAAUAGUCACACUAAUAGCUUGUUACUCACCUGGCUCUUACUGUCAGCUGUAUGACAGGUUUGAUUUUGGCCAAAAUCUUUCCACACACAGUAUAUUGCUGAGAUUUAUUCCAAAGAAUAUAUUUCUGGGACUGCUGACUCCCAAUGAAGCCCUGCAUACACAUGCAAGGCUUUAAGAUCAGCAGAAAACAGCACAGUACAACUUACUCUUUAACAAAUUAACAAUAAACACUUGCACAGCCAUUGGUAACUCUCAGCCACACCUUCCCUAUUCAUGGUGCCUUGCAAGUGCAUGUAAUAUACUGAAUACUCAGUUCCAAGGUGGAUACACACAAAAUAGAUGCUUCAGUCAGUGGUGGAUUAAGAGUAAGUGGAACCCUGGGGGCAACACCUGUACUGUAUAUGCAAUACAUUUAUAUUCUAAAAUAUUACCAUGCUUUAAUUACUGAAAAUUAUGUAUUAAAAAAAAUACACAAAUCAGUUUGAAAUUAUGAACCACAGUUUUAUUCCAUUAAGCAAUUUUUAAUACAAAAUAGUCUUAGCCCCCCCCCCUUUCCAUACCAGGGAGGGCCUUUCAGCAAGUUUCCCUUUGCACUUAUGUUAAUCCGCUACAGGCUUCAGCGCUUUGAGGCAGUUGUAAGAAACACUGACCAUCAACCCUAUCAAGACUGCACAAAAUGCCCAGAUAAUGCUUCAUCACUUUUGGUUGUCUAUAAUAGAACUUUGCAAGUAAAUGGCCACUUUAAUGCUGCUUACUUUAGAGGGUAGACUGGCCUUUAGCAACAUGUGACGUCAAAUUGAUAUUACGUAUCUUGGCACCUUGACCAUAUUGGUAUGCAGCAAUAUGUCAUUUAGUUAUCAAAACAAUUUUCAUGUAUUGUUGAAGGACACACUUUAGAAAUAUGUUCCUCUUGGAAUCAUAAUUGAUUGUACUGUAUGUUUAACAGCAAAUGUCCUGUAAAUUCUUAAACCAUUUGUAAUUUAUGGGCAAUAUUCUGAUCCCAAUUUAUUGCAAAUACUCUUUUUACAAGUGACCUUUGUUAUGGUAUACCAAAUGUGAACUUUUAAAUCAUUGACCUUUGUUACACUAAAUGUGAUAUUUUUAUUUAUGACCACUACAUGUUAAAAGAGAGAAAGCAUGUUUAAUGCAGAUAUUAGCAAGAGUACUCAAGUAUUCUUUGAAGGAAGUUUCAAUUCAGGUGAAAUUCCAAAGGCCUUAAAAAGAGCUGACAUAGCCCCACUUCAGAAAAGGAGCAGCAAAGCAAUAGCAAAAAAACUAGACCAGUAGAACUAACAUCACAUUAAAAGAAAAAAUCUUGAUAAAGGUGCUGAGACAAAACUGACUUAAUAGAAAAAUGAGCUAAAUAACCCUAAUUAACAGGACUUUAGAGCAGGAAACUCUUGCCUAACACAACUAUAAAAUGACCAUGAAAAAGUACAGUCUUUGGGAGGGGGGAAAAAACUGGUGUAAUCUGCAUGGGUUUUCAAAAGCAUUUGACAAGUGAGACCAUGGAGUAAUAGCUCACAAGUAGGGAAAAUGAUAUUAAAAAUUAGUAGUAAACUAAAAGAACAGUCUCAACAAAGCAAAAAGUUUAGUACCCCAAGGCAUGAUCCAAACACCAUUACAGUUUCUCAUCCUCAUAGAGAGGUAAGAAUACUAAUCAGAACUUCAUAUUAGCCUUUGUGGAGGCUUUCAAAAGUAUGAACAUCACCUCAGAUCAAACAAAAAUUUAUGUCAACAGUCUUCCAAUGGGCAAGUAUGAAUAACAUCGUCAGUGGUGAUAAAUUUCAACUACAUUGGUAUGAGAAGAAUGAACUCAAACUAGCGCAGUAUACAGAAUGCUGGCAAACCAUUUCAUAGAACUAAAGAAACAGGUAAAAUACUUUAAAAUAAUUAUGUCAGAAUCUCUCAUUUGGAAAACAUAAGAAUAAUUGUCAAGAGAAUGUCAUUUGGAGAAUGUAUUAAGACAAAUGCAGUAAAGGCAAGGAAAACAAAAAGAUGAAUUAUGAGAGCUUUCAAAACAGCUUUUCAAGGCAGAAGGUAGAGUUGGAAUAUGCACAGAGGCUGUCUACUUUCCUUAUAGAAUCAACAAAACAUAUAAACUAUUGGGAGCGGCUCCAGGCAUUUAUGUUGUCCUCCGUAAAUGAGAAGAAAUCCCUCAUAAUACAUACAUGGAAGAUACUCAAAGGCUUGGUUCUUAACCUACACACUGUUGUAACAGUUCACUGGAGUGAAAGAUAUGGGAAAAAGUAAGUAUUGAAUAAACUCAGUGAAGAGCAAGGAAGGAUGCGGGUACAAUUAGAGCACUGAGUAUGUUUGAACUGAGCCUCCACCAUACUACCAGCAGAUAUCAGAAGUACUCCUGGAAUGAAGACACAAGUUUUCAAGAAGAUGGGCAGCUUCCUAUUAAAAGUACCAUAUAAGCCAGGUUGUGAUGGCUAUGUGGGUCUCUAGCACAAACAGCCUGGUUGACCAGGCAGUCAACAGGGAAACCCGGUCUCAGUCCAGGCUGCGAGGGUAAAUGAGCCCUCAAAACUGGUCACAAGUAAAAUAUGUAUGACAGGACAUUUGACAACAAACGGUAUAAAGUAUAAUGAAUUAUUUUUUAUAUUUUGUAAUUGUAUACAAAAAUAUAUGUACACACUUCAGAAGUUUGUACUUUUUUAGUCAUUCUACUUUUAGCAGUACACCUUCAUACAUUUGUUCCAGCACUCACUUGUAUUAGCUGCACAACUUGCCAUACACACCAUGUCUUUUUCUUAAAUCAUUACUCUUCUUAAACUUCAGACAAUUCAGUAGUUUCUCAGAUCUUUCUAGUUUCCAAAACACAGCCUUAACUAAGAUUCCUACCUAUUUUUUAAUACAGGUUUAAAAAUCAUCUUAAGUUUUGUAUCUACACCCCUUACUAAGCUUUACAUAUUUACUAGUUAUGCAAGUCUUUCAGAUCUUAGUUUACAAUCUACUAUCCUUCAGCUGUCUAUCAGCUUUACAACAUUCCCAGAUAAGUGAGUGGAACAGGUGCUCAAGCAUCACAAAUUUCGUCCAUGUGCAGCAUUAGGGUUUGUGUCCUUGACUAGCUUAAGUUUUUAAUUAAACAGGGAAUAUGAAUAUUCCUUUAUUUACUCAUUAAGGUGCUGUAUGACCUUUGCAGUUUCAGCACUUCCCCAGGAAUACAGUAUUUAUUUAUAUGGGACAUUCCUCUCCUAUCCCUCUUCUUGUUAUUUGUGUACUGUACCUAUAUUAAAAUUAUUGUCCCACUGCCUAAAAUAGUUUCUGCUUGUGCAGGAAUCCCAUCCACUCAUCAUCAUUUUUCAAGCACAGCCAAUUUUUACACUCAUUCUCAGAUAGAAUCACUGUCCAUUCAUUUUGUCCUGUGCUUUUUGCAUAUCCAUCUUCACUUGUUUAUAUUUUUAUCUCCAUUUGUGAAUAUUAUUAAACAUUGUAAAUAAAAUAGAACACUUAA